AUGGCCGAAACUUCAGAUCAAGAGAAUAACACCACCACCACCACCACCAUUGCAAAUCAAGAGUCCAUGAAGGAUGCUCAUGCCGACGAUCACAAGGACAUGGAUGACAUUGACACGGACGAUCUCUUGGACGAAGCCGAGCUUUCCUUAAAAUCAACGCAUUGGACUUCAAGCAAAUCGACGACUGCCUCUAGUAGACGCAAAGGGAAAGGCGCUGCAACGAGUACCACCACCACCAGUAGUCGACGUCGUAAGGGAGGAGCCAAAAGCACAGAGGAUAUGGAUAUCGAUGAUAGUGAAUCAGAAACUGGCAGCAGCAACAAACGAUCGUCACGUAGUAAAACAGCCAAGGGAAAGCAAAAGCCAAAGGUGGUUGCAUUUGAUCCAGAUUACACCAAAAAGUUGGCUCAAGAGUAUCCUGAUCCCUAUUGGAAGUUUCACGCUGAUGCUGGAUAUCAAAUGAUUGAUAAAGUCAAUGAUGAGGCAACCUUGGAAGCUUUACCAUUCAAUGUCAGUGAUCAAGCUGCUAUUAUUGGCAUGACGUUAUCAGCGGAUGGUACCAUGCUGGCGACAUUUUCAAACAUUGGUGCUGUCAAGAUUUGGGACGUUGAGAACGAGUUCAAGUUGAUUCAAAAGCUACGCGACCCUGAUGAGAAGAACAUUGAUGAGUUUUACUGUGGCCAGUUCACUUCGGAUAUGCAAGAUCAUAUUGUCACGGGAGGCAAGCUCAAGGAUCGUCAUCGAUGGUCAGCAGAAGAUGAAGAUAACCAUAUUCUUCCAUGUCCUAUCAAAAUCUUUAACAUGGAGUCAAGCAAGGUCGUGGCUCGACUUGAAGGACACGAGGAAGAAAUUCUGACCAUCAAGGAUGUCAAGUUCAAGGGGGAGAACUAUUAUAUAUCAACAAGUCAAGACGGCUAUAUUAUCAAGUGGAAGAUGGAGAAUGAUUGGACGACAUUGGUUGAAUCAACAAGGAUGGAUGAUGGAGAGACAUGCAUGGCAUUUACCGUAUCGUUUGUGCCCAACACUGGCAACAAGUACUUUGUGGGUGCAUGUGAUGAACAUUUGCGAUUGUAUGACUUUGAGGAAGCAAAGCUGCUUCAAACCUUUGAGAGUAUAUAUUCAUCCUAUUGCGAUUGUGGAAAAUUCAUCAAAUGGGUGGAUGAGCCAGCAUACAAGGAGGCACAAGCAAAAGCAUCAGCAUCAGCAGCUGUCAAGACUGAAGAAGAAGAAGAGAUCAAUGUGGAAAAAAUGGAUGAGGAUAACAACACCGCUUCCAAUGAAGAAUAUGCAUGGUUUAUCAGCAGAGGCGCAGAAAUGUGUGAUGUAGAAGAUGGCGUGUCAUCCAUACCCAACACAUGUACAUUGCACAAGCUGGUGUAUCCUUCUGAACAAGGUGGCAAGUUUAAGAUGGAAGAAGUGAAACGAUACAAGCACGAAGACUACCAUGCCAAUUCAUGGCUCGUCAAGAUUGCAUCCAAUGGACGAUAUAUUGUUGCCCCUACUAUUUAUGGUCAGCUCUUUAUUUUCAACAUGUUGACGGAGCAAUUGACGGGCAUAGUGAAAGAACAUCAAGACGUGGAAGUACGUGAUGUCCUCUUCCAUCCUUAUAGACCAUUGGUGUUCUCUAGUGGUGAUGAUGGAUAUGUCAAGAUUUAUUCUUACAAAAGCAUGAACAAAGAAGAACAAGCAGAAGAACUGGAUGUAGGCAAUUCAUCAUAG
Lichtheimia ornata is the source of this 1719-nucleotide messenger RNA. RefSeq lists its product as uncharacterized. The record is from RefSeq and is a predicted model, not a curated record. The transcript is spliced from 10 exons. Gene Ontology annotation, molecular function: protein binding. Gene Ontology annotation, cellular component: Cdc73/Paf1 complex. The coding region runs from base 1 to 1719 and encodes 572 amino acids. Lineage: Eukaryota; Fungi; Mucoromycota; Mucoromycetes; Mucorales; Lichtheimiaceae.